Molecule: messenger RNA, 2285 nt
Organism: Acinonyx jubatus (cheetah)
Lineage: Eukaryota; Metazoa; Chordata; Mammalia; Carnivora; Felidae
Gene: VPS4A
Product: vacuolar protein sorting 4 homolog A
Exons: 11
Coding region: 189-1499 (436 amino acids)
Biological process (GO): vacuole organization; endosomal transport
Molecular function (GO): ATP binding; ATP hydrolysis activity
Source: RefSeq, a predicted model, not a curated record
GGCCCGACCGCUCUGGGCCUUGCUCCUCGCUCGCCCUCCGACUCCGCUCCCGCUGCGAGCGGCUGCCCUGCCCGCGCCCAGCGCCAACCCGCUGGGGUCCCCGCGCCGGACCCAGCAGCUCGGCUACCCGGGGCCGGACCGAGGCCUCAAGAAGCGCCGCGGGGUGUGGGGCGGACCCAGGAGAUGAAAUGACAACGUCAACCCUCCAGAAAGCCAUUGACCUGGUGACAAAAGCCACAGAAGAGGAUAAAGCCAAGAAUUACGAGGAGGCACUCCGGCUCUACCAGCAUGCCGUGGAGUAUUUCCUACACGCUAUCAAAUAUGAGGCACACAGCGACAAGGCCAAGGAGAGCAUUCGAGCCAAGUGCAUGCAGUACCUAGACCGAGCGGAGAAGCUGAAGGAUUAUUUACGAAACAAAGAGAAGCAUGGCAAGAAGCCAGUCAAAGAAAAUCAGAGUGAGAGCAAGGGCGAUAGUGACAGUGAAGGGGAUAAUCCAGAGAAAAAGAAACUGCAGGAACAACUGAUGGGUGCUGUUGUGAUGGAGAAGCCCAACAUUCGGUGGAAUGAUGUGGCCGGGCUCGAGGGGGCCAAGGAGGCCCUCAAAGAAGCUGUCAUUUUGCCAAUUAAAUUCCCACAUUUGUUCACAGGCAAGCGUACGCCUUGGCGAGGGAUACUGCUCUUUGGACCCCCUGGCACAGGCAAAUCCUACCUGGCCAAAGCGGUGGCGACAGAGGCCAACAACUCCACCUUCUUCUCUGUGUCCUCCUCAGACUUGAUGUCUAAGUGGUUGGGGGAGAGUGAGAAGCUAGUCAAGAACCUGUUUGAGCUGGCCAGGCAGCACAAGCCUUCCAUCAUCUUCAUCGAUGAGGUGGAUUCCCUCUGCGGGUCCCGCAAUGAGAAUGAGAGCGAAGCUGCUCGAAGGAUCAAAACGGAGUUCUUGGUCCAGAUGCAGGGGGUGGGGAAUAACAACGAUGGGACCCUGGUUCUCGGUGCCACAAACAUCCCGUGGGUGUUGGAUUCAGCCAUUAGAAGGAGGUUUGAAAAGCGGAUUUACAUCCCGCUGCCCGAGGAGGCUGCCCGUGCCCAGAUGUUCCGGUUGCAUCUGGGGAGCACCCCCCACAACCUCACUGAUGCCAACAUCCACGAGCUGGCCCGGAAGACGGAAGGCUACUCAGGCGCUGACAUCAGCAUCAUUGUGCGGGACUCCCUCAUGCAGCCUGUUCGAAAAGUACAGUCGGCAACACACUUCAAAAAGGUCUGUGGCCCUUCCCGCACCAACCCUAGCGUUAUGAUCGAUGACCUCCUGACCCCAUGUUCCCCAGGGGACCCAGAGGCCAUGGAGAUGACUUGGAUGGAUGUCCCUGGUGACAAACUCUUAGAGCCUGUGGUUUGCAUGUCGGACAUGCUCCGGUCUCUGGCUACCACUCGGCCCACCGUGAAUGCAGAGGACCUCCUGAAAGUGAAGAAAUUCUCAGAGGACUUUGGACAGGAGAGUUAAAAAUUUCUUCACUCGGUGAUGGUGAAGGUGGGAGGAAUUGAUUGGGGUAAAAAAAAUCCAUGGCACCCCCCAUGUCAGCAGCCAGACAGGGCCCCGGGGCUCAUCUUCACGUCACUCUGGCGUCCCCUCUGCUGUCUGGCCACCAGCCGGGGAGUGGGAAGGAAGGGCCUCCGGGGCCGCAGAGACACAGAAGCACAUUCGGCACUGGGUGGAAUACUGGUUCUUCCUACUUCUUCCUACUGGUUCUCCUCCUCUUCUGGAUGCUCAUCAACUCCUAGUCCUGCCCCUCCACGUUUUGUUUUGUUUUUUGAACCUUUCUUUGUUCCCCUAAAUUAAUGCUGCUUGGAUUUUUGUCUUCUUUAUAAAUAAAGUUAAAAUCUCCCAGAAGCGUCAAGGAGUAGGAGCAGCCCACACUGUGGGACUGGUGCAGACCGUCAGAAUGGCUUGCCAGCUCCCUCCGCCCUUUCCUUCUAACCCAAGUUUUACUCCUUGUGUACACAAUGGCGAAUGCCCUAGGUCGCCAGCCCAAGCCCUGCCUGUAAAGGUUGAGAGUAAAGCCAAGCCAUUCCCAACCCCUACGUCAGCAUCCCCGGCCCCGUGUCCUCCCUGCAGGAGGAGAGGAUGGUUUGUGUGAGCACAAAGCUAUGUAGAUCAGAAUGAGUGAGGGCAGUCAGGUAGGGUUUCACUGCUGCCUUCUCUUCCCUCUGAAUGUGAGAACGCUGAACCCAGCCACUGCCCCUGGCACCCCGCCCUGGAAAUGGGCUAAUAAAUCCUUUUCCCUCUUGA